GGCAUUAAGAUUAUUGACAAGUUGGCACAACCUAUGUAUCAUGAUAACGGCCGAGAAAAAGACUGCCUGCCACAAGUUGGCCAAUGGAAUAUGAAGAAUAAGAACUUCAUUCCAAAUCCUGUUCUGCCACUUUCGAGUACACGCCCUGAUCAGGUCGAAAGAGUCUUGAAAACUCGAUUUCAUGAUGCUAUGACAAAGUUGAAGAUGCAUGGGAGGGAGCUUUAUCUCCUGGUUGUUAUCUUGCCAGACAAUAAUGGCUCUCUUUAUGGUGAUCUGAAGCGAAUUUGCGAGACUGAACUAGGAGUUGUCUCACAGUGCUGUUUGACAAAACAUGUAUCUAGCCAAUGUAGCGCCGAAACACUGUGCUUGUUGAUGCAAUAUCGAGGCGAAUUUCCCUUGUCAGCGACAGUCCUACCAUUAUUUUUUGGUGCAGAUGUCACCCACUCUCACCCUGGGGAGGACUCAAAAUAGGAAACUUAAUGACAAGGCAACAACAUGCCAACCAGCAAAAACCACAUAUAUGUUCAUUUGUGGAUAUUCAACGAGGUAACGAAAAAUACAACAUCCAGACUUUACAAAGUAGAUGCACAAAAACCACCGAAAGCUUUAAAGCUUAUCAUUAAAACCAGGCUGAUCCAUAAAGACGAUAGCUUUCUGAAGGACCUUGUUCCUGUCGCAGUCAUGAAAAGAGAAGCAAUCCUUAUAGAAGAGUUUCAUAAGGAUAAGGAUUACGAGUGUUGUUUUUAAACAGCUCCAAUUCCAAAUGUGCUUUCUAAGGAAGUUCUAUCGGGUUGAUGGAGACCGUUAUUCAACUGAAUAUUUCAUGUUUUUAGUUUGUAAUCCAAAUAUCAAGUGGUAAGAACAUUUAAAGUGACAGAAAUCUAGAUUGCGAUGAACUUGAACAUUUUGUGAAUACAUUGUAGGACGCCUAUCUAUUGUGGAGCUUUAAAAUGUUUUCUUUAUUUCCUUCUUUUCUGCUACUGUAUCUUUUGAAAAUUGAAUUUUCUAUCAGUAUUUCAUGUUC
Messenger RNA from Nicotiana tabacum (common tobacco), 1024 nucleotides. Lineage: Eukaryota; Viridiplantae; Streptophyta; Magnoliopsida; Solanales; Solanaceae. The record is from RefSeq and is a predicted model, not a curated record.